This is a messenger RNA of Scaptodrosophila lebanonensis, 5418 nucleotides long. RefSeq lists its product as uncharacterized. The coding region runs from base 597 to 3167 and encodes 856 amino acids. Lineage: Eukaryota; Metazoa; Arthropoda; Insecta; Diptera; Drosophilidae. Gene Ontology annotation, biological process: adenylate cyclase-activating adrenergic receptor signaling pathway. The transcript has a single exon. The record is from RefSeq and is a predicted model, not a curated record. Gene Ontology annotation, cellular component: membrane. Gene Ontology annotation, molecular function: G protein-coupled receptor activity; dopamine neurotransmitter receptor activity, coupled via Gi/Go.
UGAAGAUCGAUCGAACGUCGUGGUCGGAGAAGGAACACGCUAAAAGCGACAAUAACGACAACAAAAACAACAACAACAACAAGAUACAGAAAACAAGAAAUGUAGCAAGUUGAAUUUUCGUUUCUCCUACGACCGAUCUAGACGAGCUUCGCGCGUAAAUUAGCAAGCGUUUGUAAGAAACAAACCUCGAGACUCAAUUGAGUUUACCAAAUUGGCCCAAAAUACGAAAAUAAAUACCUGAAAAUAUGUUUAAUAAUGAAAUGAACUGUGUGUGCAAGUGAAAUUUUUAACUGUGUCAUAAGCGCGAAAUCAAAAAACAAGAAGAAGAAAUAGAAGGAGAAGAAAGAGUUGAGCGAACAAAAGCUAAACGAAACAAAAAAUAAAUAAAUAAAUAAAUAAAACAACCAAAAGCAGCAAGUUGCCUGAAUGUGGCGAAAUCGAGUGACUCUAAAACUGUAAAGUGAUGUGCGUGCAAACACAACAACAACAACAACAACAAAUACAUAAACAGCACUUACAAAAACAAUUGCAAUUACAAGAACAACAGCUACAGCUACAGCAACAGCAACGCGGCAAAUUUGAAUCGAGCCAAAAGGAUGGCCAUAGACUUUCUCAUAUUGUCGCUGCUGCUCAUCUCCUUCAUCAUCAAUCUGUUGGCCCUGUGCGCGUUCUGGGUGACGCCCGGCCUGCGCACCACCGCCAAUCGCUUCACCAUCAAUCUGCUCAUCAUCAAUCUGAUUGUGUGCUGCAUCUUGGCGCCCACGCUAUUUCUCAGCGGUACGGGACAGCAAUCGCUACAAGCCCUGGUGGGGCCGACGCUGAGCAGCGGCAACAGCGAUGCCGAUAGCAUUGAAUUCUAUUCGAAGCCGGGCAACCAUCAGAUGACGAUUCGGCACAAUGGACGCCUGGUCGAGCAGGAUGGCAUCAUCGUGAAGAAGGUGCAGAAUGUGAGCAAGGGCGAGACCAUCGAGACAAUAUACAAGUGCAACAGCACCUCUUGUCGGGAGCUCACCAUCGAUGAACGCAUCGAUGGCAUUGUCAUCACUGAAACCGAGGAAGAUAAUCUCAGUGCAGUGUUGGACAACGCUUCGGGUGCGGCGGGGGAACAACAGCAACAGCGAGAGCGAGAGCGACAGCAACAUUUUCUGCUUUCGUCAGUGCCAGCGUCUCAGCAACAUGUGGAGCUGCGUUGCUGGUCGAUUGAUAUGACCGCUGCGUUGGGCGCUCUUGCGGUUCUGCUCGUCGUCGGCGACACUUGGUGCGCCGUCACGGAUCCUCUACGCUACCAAAGUCGCAUAUCGGGAGUGAAGACGUGGGUCUUCAUCGCGCUGACCUGGGCCAUUGGCAUACUGUUUGGCGCACUGUCCGCUUUCCGCGUCCUCGACUUUGAGGCGGACACAUUGCUGAGCAAGCAGCGUCGCUUUGCGGCCACCUACUUCAACAUAAGCUCCACGAACAGCAUCUUUGGCAUUGUGUACGCAUGCGUGUACUUCAUUGUCAUCAUCUUGCUGCCCUUCGGCUUUGUGUGCGGCAUGUAUUGGCGCAUAUUCAGCGAGGCUCGAGGCAAUGGGCUGCGCAUGCGCCAGAACGGCUCAUCGCCACUGCUCCAGAGUGCACUAAAUCUCACACAUCAGCCACAUGCGGGCACUCUUCAGUACUCGAAUAGCCUGUGCGUCCAUCGUCAUUCCAUAUCCUCGGCGUCCUCACAUGGCGCUGGCAGCAACAAUGGAGGAGCAGCCAUUACUGGGGGUCUGCAGAUGCAAAUUGAUCAGCGCAAAAGCUCACCCAGCUGUCUGCGUCGUGAUUCAGCAGCUAAGGUGCUGCUGCCCACAAUUUCCGAUGAUGGUGCUUCCGAUGAUGUCGAUGCCGAGAGCACUACUGGGCACUUGGUUCCAGUGCCAGAGCAUUCUCUCGCCGAUCGUAAUCAGAACAUCUUGCUGACACUGCAGACAGCGAGUGGGGAGAUCAAGCGCAAUUAUUCGGCUCGUCAGCUGCCGCUACUGGGCACAUCUUCGCAGGACUUGCGUGAGUCGCAUCGUCUGCUAGGCAUACGGCAGGUGCACUCAUCGCCGAAUCUGCAGAAAUACACGCAAUUGCGUCAGGACUCGCUCUCCGACGAGUGCAACUCGCCCCACUUGCUGGGCCCUGUCCCGCAUCACGUAUCGUACUCGUCGCCUCAUCAGCAUGAGCUUCAGCUUCAGCAACAGCAUCAUCCGCACUUCAACUCACCGCGUCAUCAGCAGCAGCAGCAGCAGCAUCAUCUACAAUCUUGUCAGCAAGGCAAUGCUAGCCAUGCGCUGCAAAUUCCCGCCAUACACGCCUCUCCGAAGGCUCUCAGCUACAUGAGCUCCUUGCGCCAUCGCCUCUCGAACGCCUCCUCGCUGUUCAAGUACCGCGAAGAGUCCCGUGCAGCACGCAUCAGCAUACUAGUCGUAAUCAUGUUCCUGGUAUCGUACCUGCCCUUUGGCUUCCUAGUACUUCUUCAGGCACGUCUAUCAGCGGCCAACUUCGGCGGCUCCACACAGCUGGCCAUCUUCAUGAUUCUGCUGGGAAAUCUUAGCUCACCCUUCAUCUUCGCAUAUCGCAAUAAGCGCGUGAGGCGUGGCGUGAAGCGACUCUUUGGCCUCGACGCUAGGGCUGCCCUGAAACGGCAAUGCAGCAGCAGCGUCAAGACUAACGGGACGAGUGCUGGCAAUAACAACAACACCAGCAUGGCUCAACUGCAGCGCAACAGCAGCAAAUUAUCGCAGUAUUCGAGCAAUUCCUGUAAAUAUCUAACCCCUCAGAGCUCCCUAGUGAGCAACUACGCGACACCAACCACCGCCAUGCAGUCGACAUCCGUGCCGGUGCAUGCAACAACGCUGACGCUGCGACCCAACAGCAGCUGCAGCACCAUCAUCAACUUUGGCAGCUCCCGCGACGGCAAGUCCUCGGCUGAGUCGGAUGAGCCGCCUAUGGACUGCGAGCUGGCACCACCUGUGGCACCACCAGUGCGGCCCCCACGACCCAAGCUGCAACGGGGCAUCACCAUUGUCGAGCACAUUACCAUAGCGCCGCCAAAGUUUCAACCGCGUCGCGGACUCUUCGACAUGUUUUUCCGCAGCUCAAAGAAAUUGCAGUCCUGCGCACAGGGCGUCAAGGAGGCAAGUGAACCGACGGAGGUCUAAGUCUAAGUGAAGGUGGCUGGGAGCGAUCCUCCAGCGUGCUGAAGAAUUCUGAACAGUAUUGAGUAAUUUGUAAGUUGUAGCAAAGACAAGUUUAACUAAAUUUAAUCUACUUUAAUUAUAUAGUAAAUGCUGUGCUAGAAGCUUCUCAUUAAACCAAAAAUUGUAAACAAAACGAAACAAAUUGCUUGUUAAGCUCUAUGUACAUGCAGGCAAAUAGUAUGCAUACAAAUUGUGUUUAAGUGCAAAGAAUUUGACGUUACUAGAAGCUAAUGAAAUGCUCUUGAAAUUGGGCAAAUUGGUGUGCAAAUUAUUUGUCUAUUCGACCAUAGCUUACAUACUAUAAUAUAACACUAAAAAAAACACACACAAACCAACUCAACCAAGUACCUUGUAAAACAACUGUCUAGGGCAAGCUAACAAAAGCAUCAGCAACAGCAACAACUGUGUACAAGUCGCUAACCAAACAUAUACAUACGAUUAUUAUAUAGUAAUACAUUAUAUGGAUGUACGAGUAUAUCAAACUGUAAACAGGAACCAAGCAGCCAAGUUUAAAAGUAAUCGAAGUACCUAAGUGCAUAAAAAUAAUGCAUACGAUAAUAAUAAUGAUGAUGACGUUUAACCGCACGUUUAAAACCAAAUACAAGUUGUAUAAGUAAAGCACAGUUUCGAAGUAUCUAAGCUUGUCACAAAAGUCAAUUGUUAGAGAAACCCAAACAAUUAUUUAUUUAUUUUAGUUAGCUGCCUCCACCGUAACACACUUGCUACAUAAAAUGUAUUUAUUAGACAAACCUGAAACACGAAAAGCUUUAAAUCUACUCCAAAACAUUCUUGCUAAAUGAAAAAACUAUACAAUUAACAGCUAUUCUAUACAUUCAAUUCAUAAGUUAACUAGCGUAAGUAACUGUGCAAAGCAUGCGACAUAUAAUUAUACUAUACUAUAUACAUACAUAUGUAGUUAUAAACUAGCUGGGCACCUAGUGCCCAGUGCUCACAGUGCUUGUCAAACUGUGCUAAGCGGUAUGAUAUAACUUUUUUUUUUUUUUUUUGCCACACGCCAAACACUGCGCAAGCGCAUGUUUUCAUAUUGAAAACUUGUUGUCUCUGUCCGUCAGUCAGUCAGUUGGCCAUUUAGUCAGUGAAUCGGUCAGUGUGUUAGUCAGCUAUACAUACAUAUACAAGUACAUACAUGCAUACAUAGACCUUUUUCUUUCAUGUCAUUCAAGUUAAAUGCAACUGAAAAGCUGUCGCGCUCUGCCAUUGAAGUCAAUUUGUUUGUAGAAUUUUCGAAACCGCAUUGCGUGCAGCUAAAUACCUCAUUAGUUUUAAUUUAAACAAAGCAACGCACUGAGCCCCGCAUUUUGUCUACUCUCUAUCUAAACGGCAGCGGCCCAAGUUAUACUUGUAUGGCAUAGCAGACGAAGAAGAAGAGAAGAGCUAUUGUCGCGCAUGCGAAAUUCAUAGCCAUAGCUGACCUUUAUACGGACUAAUACGAGCCCCGGUUGAUGUGCCGAUGCGCCGUUUCGAGCGUUUAAGUUCUUUGCCUUGCUUUGAUUUGCCACUUUGAAUUGCUUUAUAAACUACUACUUGUACAUACAUACAUACAUACAUACUAAGUAUACACAACAAAAGGCCUUUUUUAUAAUUUCCAAACAAAAACCACUAAACAAAACCAACCUCGAAUUUAUAUUUCUAAAAAUUAUAUUUUAUAUGUAUAGUAUACGUUAAUGUGUGUAGCCAAGUCGGAGACAAACCACAAGUACAUAGGAAUUACUAUAUACAAAGAAAGGAAGCAAAUAUUGUGAUGCUGUGCAGAGAGAAUGGAAAUUUCGAAAUGCAUUAAAAACUUAAAGCUAUGUAUUAAUAGUUCAUAAGAUAAAUUUAUAACCCACUAUACACAUACUAUACAACCUAAAUAGUGCUAUUUUUCAAAUAAUUCAAUUGUCUUUAUCAAUUAAACUCCGCUAUGCUUAGCGUGCAUACAAAAAAUUCUAUGUGACAAAUUAGCUUUUAACGAAAAGAUAUAUAUUUAUGCAACAAACAAAGAAAGAAAUGUUAAUAAUUGGCUGCAGCAUCAGAGACACAACUUAUAACAAGUAUUUUCUAGUUUCUCAGCUAAAAUAUUCGAGUAUACCCAUACAUAUAGAAGAGAAUACAACAAAACCACCCAUUCAAAACAACAACAACAACAACAACAACAAACACAACACAAACUAUACAAAUAAAAGAAUAUGUGUUUUAAGAAAAAAAUUAA